UUUCGAGAGAAAAUAGUGCUGAAGAAAAAAGUGAAAAAUUUGUUCAUAAGCAAAUCAAAAAAAAAAAAAUCAUAAAAAAAUAAAUAAAAUUUAUUUUCUAUACAAUUUGAAAACAACGACAACAAAUUAAAACAAAAUGAGCAAACUCUUAACAUCCGCUGACAUUGAAGACGGCAAAGUCGAGGUUGACCCCGUCACCAAGGCACGCACCGAAUACAAAGUUAUCGAUGGCGGUUAUGAGGUACGUACCACCACCCCGCAGCCAAAUGGCACCUUGAAGACCUCCGUGCGCACCUUCUGGGAUCCCAAACCCGUGAGCGAGGACGAUAUGAAGCGUGAGGCGCAAAAUAAGCUGGAAAUCCGUAAGCGUUUCGGCAAGGAAGUGCGUAUUGACAAGAAUACAACCAUGUUGACACGCGAGAUCGAAGGUGGUUACGAAGAAGUCUACACCACCAUCAAUGAGGAUGGCACACGCAGCACACGCACUAAGACCUUCUUCGAUUCGAUACCCACUGAGUUGCCUGAAGACUAUAAGGUACCCGCUGUCGAUAAGAACAAGAAGAAGGCUUUGGUAAAGAAAUCUUCAGUUGAUUCGACCGACUCCACUGAAUCGCGCCGUAUUGUACAACGUACCGACCAACAACAGGGUAACUUCAAGCAACACACCACUGUUGAGGAGUCACGUCGUGUCACACAGAGCACUGAGAUCACCGAAAACAAUCGCACUGUACGCAAGAACUCCGUACAAGAGCAGAAUAUCAAACAAAUUACCUCAUCCGGUGUUAGCGCUGUCGAUAGUAAGGACAAGAAGAAGACCAAGAAGCCUAAGUCGAACAUACCACCACCACCACCAGAUUUCAUUGAGAACGAUACCACCACCGUGAGCUCCAAGCGUGUGCCACAUGGCGUUGAGUACACUUACUCCACCAAAUUGGAAUCGGGCAAAACUAUUACCACCUCGAAGACCGUGUACGAAGAAGAGGAGGCUGAAUUGACUGAAGAAGAGAUUAUUGCUUAUAAGAAGACCUUGAAGGAUGCUGAGAAGCACAAGAAUGUUACCACCACAAAGAAACUCCGUUCCGAAUCGGGCACCAAGAAAGUCGUACCAUCCGAGAAUCCCGGUGAUGUCACUACCGUCGAAACUAUUAAGAUCGAAGGUGGCACCGAAUAUCACUACACCACCGUCACCGCUGAGGGUAUUGUCAAGAAGGCCGUCAAGACUGUGUACGAUCCAGUGCCCAGCAACGGUGGUGAAGAGAGCGAAGAAGAGAUCGUAGAGGAGUAUGAGGAAGAGAUCAUUGAGCCUGGUGAGAAGAAUGUACGCACCGUUGAGACCAUAAAGCAAUUGCCAAAGAAGUUCGAAGAGGAGGUCACCGUCACCCAUCAAAGGACCGAGAAAAAGGUAAAGAAGUCCAUGAUGAUCAGCCACUAAACUGCUAAAUGCUGUAAAGCUUCGCUGCAAGAGCGUACGAAUGUGUGGAGCGCAAAUUUGUAACAUCAUCAAUUAAAAUAUACAGGGUGCCCAUAAAAUUUUUUUAUAAUGCAACUCAUUUUCAAAUUACACCAAAAACACAUACAAACACACGCUCGCAUAUCGACACCAUACUCAUGCACUUGUUUGUAACGGCACAAUAAUACAAUUGCAAUGCAAAAAAAAAGAAGAAAAUUAUGAAAAAAAAAUUAAAUUUAGAUAAUAUUUAAAAUUAAGCAAUUUUUCUGAAAUUUUAUUUGGUUCGAUACAAAAUUACAAGUCUACAAAUCUUUCGCCUCACUUUUCCAUUUCACAUUUCAGAGUCCAGUUGUAUCAAUUGUUGCCGGUUUUUUACCAAUUUUCGUAAGCCUUGUUCUAAAUUAUUUCACUAGUUAUCUCGUUCCUUGAUCAAAUUUGCUGAAACAUGCACAAAAUCAUAUAUUUUGUACUUAAUUAUUGUAAAAUAAAAUACUAUUGUAAUCUUACUUUUGUGAAACGCAGUUAAAUUUAUUUGUAUUAAUAAAGAGUUAUUGAAUUUGAAGAAAAAAAGUUAGAGAAUUGUAUGAAA
This is a messenger RNA of Zeugodacus cucurbitae (melon fly), 2039 nucleotides long. RefSeq lists its product as uncharacterized. NCBI's taxonomy places the organism in Eukaryota, Metazoa, Arthropoda, Insecta, Diptera, Tephritidae. The record is from RefSeq and is a predicted model, not a curated record. Bases 137 to 1432 code for a protein of 431 amino acids. The transcript is spliced from 3 exons.